Molecule: messenger RNA, 1380 nt
Organism: Malus domestica (apple)
Lineage: Eukaryota; Viridiplantae; Streptophyta; Magnoliopsida; Rosales; Rosaceae
Source: RefSeq, a predicted model, not a curated record
GAAAGAAGUGGAAUUUCGCCACCCUCUUUCCCGUAGUCUCUUCAAAACAGUAUUUCGUUAUAUCACGAUCAUUGUAAACCUAAAUAUUGAGCCUUUCUUAACUACAAUCAUUGGAAACCUAAAUAUUGAGCCUACCUUAACAAUCCGUAAUUUAGAGCCUCUAAUGUCAGGCUAUGUCACAGAUCUUUCGGUCGCCUGCCUUGCCCAUUUUGAACUCUAAUGGAGAAUUUCUACUCAUUUUUAUUUAUAUUUUUGUUUCUCCACACAAAAGCUUAAUCUUGUUUAAGUUAAAUUGUCUGUAUAAACUAUUUGUGGGGGGAUUUGCUCUGUUAGUAGAAAAAGUAAUAUGCCUUAUUUUUUUUGUAUGCAAAGUGCAAACUGAUUUCAUCUCAUGGUCGUCAAAUGCUUAUGUGCCUGCUAACUAUUUGUGUGUUUGGACUCUUUAAUGUGCCUGCUAAAUGGUAUGCAUGGAUCUUGCUGGUAGUGUUCCAAGUUGUUAUGCCAAAUGUUUCUUUACUGGGACACCUAUGUGGCAUUUUGUCAGGCUUUGCUUAUACUUACAGCUUAUUAAAUUUCCUCAUUCCGGGAACAUCCUUCUAUUCUAAAAUUGAGGCCUCCUCAUUGUUUUCAAGUUGUGUAAGGCGGCCUAAAUUUAUUGUGUGCACUGGUGGGAAUCCUUCAGCCUUCAUCCCUACAUAUUCAACCCAAGGUACACCAUGUAGUGGAUUCUCUGCUGGAAGUAUCUGGAGAAACUUGUCUCCGUGGAUCCCACGUAGGGAAACAUCUGUACAGUCAGCACAAGACGGUCACAGGUUUCCUGGGAGGGGAAGAACACUUGCAUCUGGUCGAAGUACUGUUUCUGAUGUGGAUUCAGAAUCAAAUUUACAGGCUAGACUCUUGGACAAUAGCAACUCAGAACGUCCAUCAGAUGUGGCAGUUAUUGGUACAGGACAGCAGUUAUCUGAUGGAAGGCGGGCAACACUAAAUAGUGCAGCAGCAGAAAUUCCUGUACACCACCAGAUGCAGGAUUAUGUUGCUUCUGAAGAAGAAAUCAAAAAGCUUGUAUCAAUGGGUUUUGAGAGGACACAGGUAGAAGUUGCCCUAGCAGCUGCAGAUGGGGAUCUUAACGUGGCAGCGGAAAUUCUGAGCCAACAGGGCUAAAUGCAAGCAAGCAAGCAAGCUAACUCAUUGACUUCCCAAAGACAAAGGAUCACGUUUAUGUAAAUUUCCAUGUCUGCCUACUGUAUAUUGUUUUAGACCCGUACCGUGAAUAUUUGAUUCGGGGAGAAAGAUUGUGAAUAUGGUAUAUGACUACAGCACUGACAUAACAUCUGUUAAAAUGAAAGCAUUGAAAUGGUUUACAAUGCUGUAGUUUCUUCC